AUGGCCCAAUUACCACAAGACUAUGCGGACAACGUUGAAACCAAUAAUAUCCAAAACACAGAUGACCUUGUUACUGAGGAAUAUGACGCCAACACUUGGACCGCAAGUGAACCUAUGUCACUUUUACCUACAGAAAUUUAUUGUGGGAACUCUCUUGACCCUGCCACCAGGAGUAAAAUUUUUCAAACAGAACCACGCAAUAGAGACAUAUCAUCUACUCCCCUCAAAAUGGAAAUACGGGUGUUAUCUGUCAUGUCUCAUGCAGACAAAGAAACCGACAGAAACUAUAGUAAACUCUUAUAUAGAACCUCUUCCGUACUUAGACCGAUCGACACGCUCGUAUGGUUUAUGCUUCAAAACCGUCUGAUGUCUCACGAAAAUUGGUAG
This is a messenger RNA of Rhizophagus irregularis DAOM 181602=DAOM 197198, 387 nucleotides long. NCBI's taxonomy places the organism in Eukaryota, Fungi, Glomeromycota, Glomeromycetes, Glomerales, Glomeraceae. The record is from RefSeq and is a predicted model, not a curated record.